This is a messenger RNA of Anopheles darlingi, 1203 nucleotides long. RefSeq names its product fibrinogen-like protein A. The record is from RefSeq and is a predicted model, not a curated record. The transcript has a single exon. Bases 1 to 981 code for a protein of 326 amino acids. NCBI's taxonomy places the organism in Eukaryota, Metazoa, Arthropoda, Insecta, Diptera, Culicidae.
AUGAAGUUAAUCAUCUCUUUUAUUCUGUGUUAUGCAGUUUUACAUAUUACUGCAAGUGAAGUUCAUUACAAAAGAAAAGAUAAUAUCAACAGUGUAGAAGAUGGAAUGCUGGGUUUUGGAUUGGAGUUACUUCUGAUUAAGUUAGAGGCGAUGGAACAUAGAUUACAGAAGAUGGAGAACAGAAUAGAACAGAGCCAUAAAGAAAUGUUUACCACGAUUCAGAAACUCGAACGUAAAGUUGCGCUUAGUUUUAGCGAGAUUCGAAAUCUAACCCAGGAGAAGGUGCAUACAACGUUGCAUAAACUCGAUAAAGACCUCGGAAAUGUGCUGGAAAUUCAACAAAGUGCCAUGCCGUCGUCUUGUAAAGAUAUUUCAUCGAAAGUGUCGCGAACAUAUUUGAUCCGUGUAAAAAGUGCUAGCACACCCUUCAAAGUGUAUUGCGAACAGAAAUCGUUCGGCGGUGGAUGGAUAGUGUUUCAAUACCGUUACGACGGAUCACUGGACUUUUACCGGGGCUGGAAUGAGUUCCGUGACGGAUUCGGUGAUUUGAACAAAGAGUUUUGGUUGGGUCUUGAGAAGAUCCACCAGAUAACAAGUGGCCGUAAACAUGAACUGAUUGUUGAAUUAAAAAACUUUAACGGAACAUACAAGUAUGUUCGAUAUGAUGCAUUCGAACUAGGUAGUGAGAGUGACCAAUACGAUGUGAAGAAUAUCGGAAAGUACAGUGGAACUGUUGGUGGAGAAGCGUCCUUUAUUAAGGGUUCGAAGUUCGCAACCAAAGAUCGGCAUAUUGAUGAAAUCGGCGGACAAUGUGCACGGCGCUACGAAGGUGCAUGGUGGUACACGAUUUUUUGUGCUUAUGCUAAUUUGAACGGGCGAUACAUGAAUGAUAUCAAUGAAAAAUCAAUGCAUUGGUAUUAUUUCAAAGACAACCAACAAGGAUUGAGUUACUCGCGAAUGAUGAUCCGCGAGGUGGAAUAGCGAUUCUAGUUGGAUCAACUGUAGGGUGCAUCGAAUGAACAAUUGACAAUGCUUCGUAACAAUAGAGAAUAAAAUUGAUAUUUUUUUUUUCAAAUAUAUUCCCGCAGGCCUUUUAAAUGAAGAACAUGUUGGAAUCCAAAAUUAAUCCGAAACACCAUUCUAGAUGUGAAAAAUAAAGAAAUAAAUGCGGAAAGAACUCAAUGAACUCACACUAGGCGUAGC